Molecule: messenger RNA, 2527 nt
Organism: Punica granatum (pomegranate)
Lineage: Eukaryota; Viridiplantae; Streptophyta; Magnoliopsida; Myrtales; Lythraceae
Source: RefSeq, a predicted model, not a curated record
UUUAUCUAAUGUUAAUGUCAGAACUCCCCACAGUCAAUCCCAUGGGCCUGCAAAUGUUCAUCUUAUCUAAUCAAACUAACCACGGUUUGGAGUUUCCUUCCUUUUCUCUUCAUUAGUGUUGACUACAUAAACAAAAGACUUGGUCAUAUGGGCAUCACGGGGACGUAUAUAAUAUGACUGCUUUUAAUAUUCCAACUUGUGAUAAAUCAUUUUAAAAGAAAGAAUUACUCAGUCUGGACUUCAAUUUCCGUCAACAUCUCUCUGGCCCUGUGUUUCCGCCGGAAUGACGACUAGUUUCCGACCACCUGCCCAUGAACAUUCACUGAUCCCCCGAGAGCUGAGUGAGAACUACAGUGUCCAAUGCCGACGCUGUGGAUGUCCCAUCCAUGGCCGGACGAACUGUUGUUUAGACUGUAAUGUCUUCUUCCACAAAUGGUGCACGGAAUGGCCGCUCCAAAUUCAGCAUCCUUGUCAUCCUCAACACCCGCUUAUCCUCGUCACUGACAAUUAUUUCAAGUCGAGCUACUGCUGCCAUGAGUGCCGCUUUUCUGACAGAGCAGAAGACUUAGUUUCGACUCUGCCUCCCACUGGUGAGCAGGCAGAGGAGGAUGAGACAGUCGAUCAUUUCGCUCAUGAGCAUCCCCUGGCCUCCUUUAGUGUGACUACACCGAACAACAUCAGAUGUGGAGCGUGCAGGCAGGAAAUCUCGGGUCGAGUUUAUGGGUGUCGUCCGUGCUUGUACCUGCUGCACGAGUCAUGCACUCAGUUACCCCAAGAGAUACUGCUACACCCUUUUCACCCCCAACACCGUCUCGUCCUCGUUGCUGAUUCCACGAAAUGGUUCAAAUGCAACACAUGUGGUCUAUUACAUCAGUUUGUGUAUUGCUGCAGUGAGUGUCGAUUCAACCUUGAUGUGCAUUGUGCGGUUUCAGCUCUGCCUCCAGAAGAUCAGCAAAACAAGGUCUCAUCCAUGGUCGACCAUUUCUCUCACCCACACCCACUGAGAUCCUUCAAUAUCAAAGAGGAGAAUAAACAUCUGACCUGCAAAGCGUGUGAGCAGCACGCAUCAGGUGACGUUUAUGGCUGCCCCGGUUGUAUGUUCUUCCUCCAUAGAUCUUGUGCCGAGUUAGAUGGGGAGAUGUUUCACUUCCAUCAUGACCACAACCUCAUCCUCUCGGCAGAGGGUCUGCACAAUGAUGGGAGUUUCAUUUGCAAUUGCUGCUUAGAAGCCUCCUCUGGCUUCGUGUACAACUGUGAAAGGUGCGACUUCAACCUCGACACUGAAUGUGCUCUUAAAACCCGAUCUGCUCUUUACGAGGGGAUAAGUGCCAGAGUUCAGCAUUUUGCCCAUCAGCACAUCUUGACCCUUCAUUACUUAAAGGGUUACAAUUGUCCCGAAUGCAAUGCUUGUAAGCAGCCUGCCCGAGGUCUAGCCUACUGUUGCCUUUCUUGCGAUCGUUUCUCCCUCCAUCUAUCGUGCUUCCAGCUGCCAUUGAAACUAGAACAUGAAUUCCAUCCAUCACAUCCCCUCACUCUUAGGAAAAUGGCAUCAGACAGCUAUGCUGCUUGCAAUGCUUGUAGGAGAAAAUGUACCGGCUUCGCCUUCCAGUGCGAAGAAUGCAAGCUCCACAUGGAUGUGGAAUGUGCUUCCCUCAAACCGACUCUGAAACAUCUAAGACACGAGCAUACCCUGGCAUAUUUUAAGAGGGCAAUGGGCCUUCACUGUAACGCUUGUGGCAGCAGCUCGAAUGCUGACCUCUACCGGUGUGUGUCUUGUGAUUUUAAUCUUCACCACGACUGCAUUCCUCUACCGCUGACAGCUAGAAGUGAAUUUCAUAUCCAUCCUCUAUUCCUUAAGGAGAAGUUUAUUAGUGGGUACGGUGACAGUGGCGAGGAGUACUGCGACGUGUGCGAGGAAAUGAGGAAUCCAGACCUCGGCGUCUAUUGCUGUCAAGAGUGUCGCUUCGCAGCUCACAUUGAAUGCGUGAUCUCCACUGUAUCACUGGAUAGAGAGAAACUGGUAAAGAAUACUCAAUGGAGCAUAGUGGACGAAGAAAUUGCAAGUGCAAAGGAAGAGAUGGAGGCAAUGAAGACACAGUUGGAGGCCCUUAUGAAGAAGAGAACCGAUAUGGAUUCUCAAACGGUUCGUGGAGUUUGAGGAGAGGACGGUGGACAAGGCUUCAAUUAGUUCAUUUUGACAAUUGGUAGAAACGUAGCAUGCGAAAUAAUGAAAGCCCUCUGGUCUCAGUAUCUUGUAAAAUUGUGAAUCCCGCACUUCUGGGAAUGCCAUUAUGUGAUGAUUCAUUGCUGAAUGACUCACUCUCAUCGGUGUCCUAUGAAGCUCAGACCGAACUCCCCCUAGAAUACGAAGCUACGGAAGUAUAGAACUGUCAGCAUGGCAGAGGAAAUUGCAUAGGGAGCAUCUGUUUCGCAUAUAUAAACGGGUAUAGAGUACUGUUUGUUAUAUCAGAAAGUCAAUGUGAAUCGGAAACCAAUCUGCCAUUCCAGUCGUCAACUACCAUAAAGU